Molecule: messenger RNA, 2697 nt
Organism: Danio aesculapii
Lineage: Eukaryota; Metazoa; Chordata; Actinopteri; Cypriniformes; Danionidae
Exons: 5
Coding region: 304-1110 (268 amino acids)
Source: RefSeq, a predicted model, not a curated record
AUGGGACUGUCCCGCGUCACGUUACCUGGCAGACGGAAGAUUCAGCCAUUUCGAGCGCUGUCUUUUAUUUGUAACACUAUUGGACGUAAACCAUUUCCACCUCUUACGAGCCUGGGAGAACAUCGCACGCAAAUCUCCGCGAAUUCACAAGUUUCCAAGGCAUUAUUUAACGGGUUUUUGUAAUUGUUGCUAUCAAUCUGAUAGGGUGCGGUUGAGAAACCAGAACACGGCGGAUUUCUAUGGAAAUUUAAAGCUCCGGCCUUCAUCUUUUUAAAGCUUCACUUAAAUUACUCAACUAUCAACAUGGACUACGCGAAUUUGACGUUUCUUGUUUUGUUAUUCAUAAAAGGCGUGCUUGGAGUUGAGACCAGUUCAGUGAAGACGCUUGAAGUGACAGAAGGCGACCCUGUCUUUCUAGACAGUUGUGUUACCAAAAUACAGAAAGAUGAUAAAGUCGAGUGGAAGUUUGGAUCUCGUGUCAUCGCCACUAUUGUGUCCAACAGUGCGUUAUUGUAUGACACCGAUGAUGGCAUAUUCGCAGGCAAACUACAAGUAAACGACCAAACUGGAGAUCUCACCAUCAGGAAUCCCAGACCUAAACACUCCGGGCUUUAUGAGGUGAAGAUCACCAGUGUCAACAGUGCAAUGCCAUGCAAGACUUUCAGGGUUGCUGUGCUUGAUGCCAUGCCUAAGGAGGUGUCCGUAAAGGUGGGAGAGCCUAUCAUUUUACAGCAUAAUAUCCCUGACGUACACAUGUAUGAUGUAAUAGAGUGGAUGUUUGAAGAUGGCGAGACUGCCAUCGCUCGAAUCAACAAACAGAUCAGUAAAAACCCCUCGUAUGAUGAAAAGAAUGAGAAAUUCAGAGGCAGACUGACGCUGGAUCAGACCGGAUAUCUGACCAUCGCAGACUCCAAAACCACAGACUCUGGACUUUAUAAACUAGAGGUGAUAGGAACCAAUUUAAAAGGGAACCGGAACUUUCGUGUUCUAGUCAGCGAACCGGGUCUGUCCACAGUUUCUAUUGUGAUCAUUGUGGUGGUUAUUGUGUUGAUCGCAGUGGCGGUGUUCAUCGGGAUUAAGUGUUGCAACAAAGGAAAGACUGUGGUAUGAAAAUAGCAAAAUGGAGAUAAAGGACGUCCAUUGAAAUAACAACAAUAGGUCAGAGCGUCUGUAACACGGCUCUUGAAAUGAACAAGAGCGAACUUUUUGGGCAUAAAUAGAGAAAACAUGCUUACAUAAUCUACAUAUGCACCUUUGCUGGAAUCAUUUGGCUCUAAAUGCUGAUUUUAUUCAUUUUUGUUGUCGUUUUAAAUCAUUAGUCUCAAACUGGAUUCCUGGAGGGCCGCAGCUCUGCACGGUUUUACUCCAACCCCAGUCAAACACAGCUGAUCCAAAUAAUCGAGUUUUCAAAAGAAGCUGCGGUCACACCAGAGUUUGUGUGUACAAAAUUCUGUCCUGCGGCGCUGCGAAGAGGGGCGGGAUUAAACAAGAUGAUUAGACAUUUAAAAAAAGCGAGCGAUUGCUCCAUGUUUUAAAUUUCUGUCCAGAGGGGUCAUGUUUUGAUCCUCGAUGGGUCUCACGCAGUCAAGUGAUGCGAUUUCGCAGGUCAGAGUUCACCAAGCUUGAUCUUUGCACCGCAGCAAACUGCGAAACUUGGCGCAUGACCCUGCGUUUCUGGUCUGACGCAUUCGCGUGCGUAUGAAUGGAAGUCUAUGGGAGAAAAAGCCCAGUGUGACCGAAGCUAGAGUCUUGAACACCUUGAUUAGUUGGAUCAGCUUUGUUUGAUUAGGGUUGAAGCAAAGGAAUCCAGUUUGAGACCUGAAUGGUACAGUUAGUAUAUAAUAUGAGAAAUCAACCCUGUUAUAAACUGAUAUCUAAUCAUGCUGGCUGAUGGGACUGCAGCUUUAAUGCUUCUGGUGGAUGUUUUUUAGAUCAUACGUUACAUUGACUACAUUUUUUUGAAACAAUUGUUUUCUAUUGAGAUUUAUUUCAUGCCUUAGAGGGCCAAAGAAGGGACUGUGUGAAAGAUGUUUUUAUCGUAACUUUCUAUAUGUAACUACUUUAAGGUUUUAGAUUUUACUGUCAAAGAUGUUUUGUUUACAUGAAGACGGAUUGAGAUGACUAUUUGUUCGCUUAAAGGGCGAUAUGGUUAAUGAAUGUUUUCAGCUGGGAUACUUGAGCUGUUUUUGAAAUCGCUGGGAUUCAUCAGUUGUAUGAAUGCCAGAUUUGUUGCACUUGCUGAUAAGCCAUUGAAUGGCCUCACUUUGAAUAUGCAGCCUUACUGUUUUACUUUUUGUUAUUUCUCUGCUAUGGGCUGUAAUGGGAAAUGAUGACCUCUCGCCAACCUGAUUUCACCAAGUAGGACUGGUUUCUGGAUUAGCAUCUAUGUUGAUCCUGGAACAACAUUCCAAUCAGCCAAUCAGAAUUAAGGGAUAUGUUUACUGUUUAUGUCAAGUUUAGGUUUACGCACUUCUACUUGAUUAUUAUCCAACUAUUAUUCCUCUCUUGUUUUGGGAAUAAUUUACAGUUGUGGUUUGGGUUUAGGGGUGCAGAAUAGAUGUUGUGGAUGUUAAUCCGGGAUUGCAUUGUACUUUGCAAAAUCAUGAUGUGUGAGGACAUCUUGAUGCCUUUUUGUAUUGUAAGAAAUGUAUGGAAUUAUAAAAAAAGGAUAAAUACAGUGGAUAUUUUUAAGAUGAA